AUGAAAAGAAAGAAGAAGAAUUCUAUAGGACUUUGCAACUGUUCAUUUGAUGAAUUUCAAGAGGGCGUGGAGUUUAUUAAAGAAACAGAUUCUAUAUUAGAUGACGACAUUUUUCUUAUAUUAAAGCGCGUUUGUUCUUUUCUGUUUUAUUGUGUUAAGAAUAACAAAUUUGAUUGUUUAGAAAAUUAUGAUAAGCUAAAAAAAUUUUGUAAUAAAAGAUCUAAAAGAGAAUCUGUGCAAUAUAAGGACAGGAAAGAAGAGAAUAUAGAUGAUGAAAAAUACCCAAGUACUAGUAAAGACAAAGAUGAUAAUAUAAAUGAAACUUAUGUAUAUUCGAGUGUGAAGAAAAUAUCUACAAAUCAUAAUAUUUAUAAUAGAUUCUCAAAAGAUGAAGGGGUUACCACCAUAUUACAAGAUGAAAAUAACAACAUGAAAAAUUUUAUGGAACAUGAAAAAGAAAUCAAAAAAAAAAAAAAAAUUUUUAGUCAUAAAGAUUUAAUUAUAAUUAAAAACAUAAAUAGAUUACUCUUAAAUAAAAUAAUAGAUAAUUAUGUAGGAUAUUCUUGGUUAUGUUUAAUUUUGCUGGAAUAUCUUAAUGUAUUAGAUUCCUACAUAAAAUAUCAAGAAGACAUAACUAAAAUGAAAAAGAAAGAAAAUGAAAAAAACGAUCAUACUCUUCUAAUAAAUGAAGAAGAAGAAAAAAAACAACAAGAAAAGGAUUAUUACGAUAUUUUUUGUAAAAAGGAGUUGACAUAUGUUAUAAAAGAAUUAGAAAAACUCAAAGAAGCCAAGGAACAAAAUUUAAAUAAAUAUAUGUCCAAAAAAAAAAAAAUUAAUAACAAUAAUAAUAAUAAUAAUAAUAAUAAUGUGUCUCUGUAUGUAUAUGAGAAAAAAAAGAAAAAGGAAAAACAAAUAAAUAUACAAAAAAGUAAAUAUACCAACUAUCUAUUUUGUUAUUACGACAAUUUUAUACAUUGUGAUAAACAUGUAGUAGAUAAAAAAGAAAAUGAAAAAAUUAUAUAUUUGAAUGAUUAUGAUAAUGAUAGUUACAAGUGGAUAUUCGACGAAUCUAAAAAUGAUGAUGAAGAAGAUAAAAAGGAAGAUAAUCAUGAAGAUGAACAAGAAGAUAACCAACACGAUGAACAACAUGGUAAAUACAAAACGUUUGAUGAACUUACCGUCAGAGAAAAAAAUUGGUAUCAGGACAGAAAUUAUUAUAAUAACAACAAUUAUUACAAUGAUCAAAUGAAUAAUUAUGAUCAUACAAACGAAAAAAUAUACAUGAAUACACAAGAAUAUCCCCAAGGUGAAUUUAGUGAAUACACUCCUUUAAAUAAGAAUAAAAGAAAACUUUCAAACGUAUCUGAAGAGGGAAAUAAAAAUAUUUAUAAGAAAAAAAAAGUGUCAUGGGGAAAGCGAGAAAAUGUACUUGAUAAUGAUGUAGAUAGGAAUUAUGAUGAAAAUGGAAAUAGAAUAAAAAGAAAGAAUUUAAAAAAAAAGAAAAAAAAAACAAACAAACUUGAAGAAUUAGAAAGUAUGAUGAAAAAGGAAUAUAAAAAAUAUAAGAAGAAUGGAAAAAAAAAAAAAAAAAAAAAAAAAAAACAAAAACAAAAACAAAAACAAAAACAAAAACAAAAACAAAAACAAAAACAAAAACAAAAAACAAAUAAAUAUAAUAAUAACAAUGAACAUUACCAUUAUUUAUAUAAGGCGCUAUGUGAUUUUCUGUCAACUAAAUAUAAAACAAAUAAAUUAUUAAAAUACAUGGAUGAAAAUAGAGAUAUGUAUUCGUGGAAGCCACCUUCAUUUUAUUGGAAAAUCUUAAGAAAUCAAUAUGUAGUAAAAGAAAUAUUGAAACUAUAUGAAGAACGGUAUUUAGACCCCUUUUUAUCAUGUUUAUAUGAAGAUUUUAUGAAUAAAUUUUAUUUUGAUGAUAAUGAAAAAGAAAAUACUAAUAAUAUUACAACAUAUACCAGUAAUUUUAAUAUCUUUACUUUAAGAAUAAGUGAAGAGAUACAAAAAUUUUUAUUAUUAAAAGAACCAGAAGAAGAAGAAGAUAUUUUAAAUAUUUGUAAAAAUAUUUGUGUAAGUGAGAAUUCCUAUAUAUAUGCACAGCUUAUAUUAGAAUAUAUUUAUAGGAAUAAUAAUGAUAAUAGUAUGAGAAGAUUGUCUCAAUAUUUAUGUUUGUAUAUAUUAUAUAAAGAUAUUAAUAUAUAUAAUAUAUGUAAUAACUAUUUUUCAAAUGUUAUAGAAAAUGAAAUAAGUAUAUCCUAUUUAAUAUUUAAAAUUAAUAAUCUGCAUAAUUAUCAUUGUUUAUAUAAUAUUUUUAAAAAUAUCUAUAUGAUAAGAAAUAAAGGAUGUAUGCAUAUUAAUAACACGGAUAUUAUUAAUCUAUAUAAUUCUAUAUUGAGGGUACUAAAGGUAUUCAAUGGUCAAAAGUUGUUACUCUUUGAUUCCACAUAUAUGUUUGAUGAUAUGAAUAGAAACGAAAGAUUAAUGAAUAGGGAUGAGCAUGUGCAAACAAAUAAUAGUAUUUAUUAUAAAAACGGUGGUUAUGAUAAAUUACCAGAAGACAAUAAUUGUGGUGAUAUCCAUGGUGAUAAUCAUUCUAAUGAUAUAUUUUCGUAUAACGAGAGCAGCUUCUUGAAUUAUCCAUCCAAUUUUUCUGAUGAAAACAGAAGUACCUUGGAGGAGUAUACAAGAAGAUGUUCAAUAAAUAAAAUAAAUGAACAUAAUUUACCUAAAGAAAAAAAUAUAUCAACUUAUACUGAUAAAAUGGAUGCCAAAAUAAAUGAUAAACAAAAUAAUGACAAAAUGGAUUUAGCGAAUAGUGAGCAGAAUUAUUUGGAAGGUGAUUUAACAAGUGAUAUGUAUGAAUGUACAGAAGAAAAGGUUAUAGAUAAAUUAAAUAUGGAUAAAUUAAAUAUGGAUAAAUUAAAUAUGGAUAAAUUAAAUAUGGAUAAAUUAAAUAUGGAUAAAUUAAAUAUGGAUAAAUUAAAUAUGGAUAAAUUAAAUAUAGAUAAAUUAAAUAUAGAUAAAUCACAUACAGAUAAAUCAUUCAUAAAUUCUGAAAGUUUUAAUUUCAGUGAAAAUAAAAUAAAAAGUGGUGUGAGCGAAUUUUUAUUACCUUCAGCAUCACAAUAUGGAAGAGAGAAUUAUAAUUAUGAUAAAGAAUUUCUGAGAAUAAAUAUUUAUGCUGAAAAGAUUCCACUUAUACAUAUGAGAGAUAUUAUAUUUAUUAAUAAUUUAAUAAAUAUAUUUGUAAACAAUAAUAAUUUAUUUUCUAAUAAUAUGUAUAAAGUCUAUGGAAAGGUUCUCAUAUUUUUAACUACAUAUUCACCAUAUGAAUAUGUGUACAACCAAUAUUACUCUUCCUUUUUUGAAAAGAAAAAGAAAAAGAAUUCUUUUAAAAAAUAUUGUACGUCAUUUUUUGAUAUUUAUGAUGAUAGGAUGAUGGUUGGUACGAAAGACAAGAAGAAGAAUAAGAAAAAGAAGAAGAAGAAAAAUAAAAAUAAAAAUUAUAACAAUAAUAAUAAUAAUAAUAAAAUUCUUGAGGAUGAUGAAUAUGUUGAUAAUAUAUAUUAUAACAAUACAAAUAAUGACCAUCAGUCAUAUGAAAAAUCAAAUGAAAGUAGUUUUUCUAACGAUACAGAUAAUGAAGAAGAAAAAAAAACAGACAGUAUAUUAAACGUCAAAAAUAAUAAUGAUGAUAAUUAUACAAUAAAAAAAAUGAACCCUGAAAAAAAGAUAGAAAAUAAUUGUCUUGAUGAAUUUAAUAAUGCCUUAAUAACAAAUGGAAAGGAUAAUAUAAUCGGUUUAAAAGAUAAUACAGGAGAUGAAGAAAAGACAAAUUUAAAUAACAUGAGUGACAAGAAUUUAUUAAUACAAAAUCAAAUAAAUGAACAUGAGGAAAAGAACAUGAAAGAGUGGGAUGAUAAUAAGAAAAAGAAUUCAAAAACGAUUUGUUCAAUUAAAAAUAUUAUAGAUCGAAAUAAAAAGGAAGAAUAUCCUAAUAAUAUUGAUGAUCUUUUUGAAAUUAAAACAGAAGCUAAAUCUUGUCAUGAAAUAAAAAGUAGUGUAUUUCUUAAUAUUAAAAGUAAAAAAAAAUUAAAAACUAAUAAAAUAAAUAAAAAAAAAAAAUAUUAUUUUUAUAAAUUAUUCCAUAAAUUUAGAAUGUCAUAUAAUCAUUUUAUUAAAUAUACACAAAAUGAAAUUUUCCAUAUAUAUGAAAUAAUACAUGGAAAUUAUUCAGAUGUACAAAAAGAUAAAAUGUUAAUAAGAAAAAUAAAUAGUAAUUUAGCAGCAUCUAUUAUUUAUAAAUAUAUUUAUAAUAAUAUAUAUGAAUAUAUUAAUAACUCAAAAAUUAAUUUAAUAUAUCCUAAAUUUAUUCUUUUAAAAUAUAUUGUCGAUAAAUAUCCUCAAAAGAGAUAUUUAACCCUACACUUUUUAAAGGAGUUAUAUAUAUUUAUCAUUGAAAAGGAAAAGGCCUUAGAGGAAUAUGUAGAAUUAAGGGGGAAUAUAGUUUUAUUUAUUGUAUAUAUGAUAAGAUAUGAAAAUAUGUUUUGUUAUGUAGUAAAUAUUAUUAAAACAAUGAUAUAUGUUUUGGAUAAAUCACUCAUAAGAUUAUUCAUAAUGAAAACCCUAACAUAUUGUGCCCCACCUUAUGAUUUAAUGUUUUGUCAAUGUCUUUUAAAUUUUAUUUAUUCAGUUUUAAAAAAAGAAGGUAUAUAUUACAAAGACGAAUUUAAAAAAAUAAUAAAUAAAUUCCUGGAUGAAGUUGCUAAUAUGCAUCACAUGUAUCAGAGUUCCAAAACUAAAGAGCUGUUCAUUUUAAGUAAUUAUAUUAGGGACCAUAUGAUCCAAUCAGAAAUGGAAACACAACCAUGUUAA
Molecule: messenger RNA, 4890 nt
Organism: Plasmodium falciparum 3D7
Lineage: Eukaryota; Apicomplexa; Aconoidasida; Haemosporida; Plasmodiidae
Product: putative TH1 domain-containing protein
Biological process (GO): negative regulation of DNA-templated transcription
Cellular component (GO): nucleus
Source: RefSeq, a predicted model, not a curated record